AUGGAUUUCAAUAUCGCCGUGCUCGGCGGAGACGGUAUCGGUCCCGAGGUCACUGCCGAGGGUGUCAAGGCCAUGCAGGCCGUUGGCCGGGCAUUCGGACACAACUUCACCCUAGAGUACGGUGACGUCGGCGGCAUAUCCAUCGACAGACACGGUACGCCCCUGACCGAUGGCGUCCGCGAGCUGGCCACUUCCGCCGAUGCUGUCCUGUUCGGCGCGGUUGGCGGCCCCAAGUGGGACGAUCCGUCCGCUCCGACCCGACCCGAAGAUGGUCUGCUCGCCCUUCGCGCUCACCUUAACGUGUUUGCCAACAUUCGGCCCGUCAAGGUCUAUCCGGAGCUUACCGACUCCAGCGUGCUGAAACCCCACGUCCUCGAGGGCGUGGACAUGGUCGUCGUUCGCGAGCUCACGGGCGGUCUCUACUACGCUCAGCCCAAGGGGCGCACCCAGACUCCCCAGGGCAUCGUGGGCGUCGACACCAUGCGUUACUCCGAAUCCGAGAUCGAGCGGGUUCUUCGCGUCGGUUUCGAGUUGGCUCGUGGUCGGCGCGGCAAGCUGACCUCAGUGGACAAGGCCAACGUCCUUGAAACCUCCCGCCUCUGGCGCGCCACCGCCACCCGCCUCGCCGACGAAUAUCCCGACGUUGAGCUGGAACACGCCCUUGUCGACGCCUGCGCCAUGCAGAUCGUCCUACGUCCCGCCUCCUACGAUGUGAUCGUCGCCGAAAACACCUUCGGCGACAUCCUCACCGACGAGGCCGCCAUCCUGGCCGCCUCAAUGGGCCUGCUGCCCUCAGCUAGCCUCUCUGGCGUUCCCGAAGCCGGCGCACGGACCCCCGGCUUCUACGAACCUAUCCACGGCACCGCGCCCGAUAUUGCCGGCCAGGGUAUCGCCAAUCCCUGCGGCUCAAUCCUCAGUGCCGCCAUGAUGCUCCGCUACUCGCUGGGCCUGACCGAGGAAGCUGCCGCUGUCGACCGCGCCGUCCAAACUGUCCUCGAGCAGGGCUACCGGACGGCUGACAUCGCUACCGCCGGCGACGCCGCGACGGGAACCACCCAGAUGGGUGACCUCGUCGCCAACGCCAUCGGCUAG
This is a messenger RNA of Geodia barretti, 1092 nucleotides long. Lineage: Eukaryota; Metazoa; Porifera; Demospongiae; Tetractinellida; Geodiidae. The record is from the annotation of a GenBank genome assembly.